ACACAAAUUAACCAAGAUGCUCAGGUUGAAAAGGAAAUAUUCGAAUCUGCAAAGAAAUGGGUAAUUGAGAGAUACCAAGUUGACAAAGAGGUUAUAGUCGCUGACGACAGCUUUGUAAAGGAACAAGAGAAUAAAACCAAGAUUAUUGAAGCAGAGAACGAAAAGAAGAUAAAAGAAGGCGCUGUAAUUACCAUGACUCGUCGUCUUAUUACUCUCAGCUAUGUCAAGAAAUAUAUUUCGUUCCAGAAACAUGAUGGAAAGUUCAUCUUGGACGCCGAAUUUGUUAGACUACUCGGCUUUGAAUCUUCCAAAGACUUUGAACAAGGUGUGACUUCUUCCACUGCCAGCACAAAGGUUUCCGUUACAGAGGCCAAGACUACCAAGAAGACUAUUACUACUAUCACCAGAAAGACUAUUACCAAGAAUUAUGUUGUUCGUACGUUCAAACAUCAGUUAAAGACUGGCGCUUUCCAAAUAAACGACGAACUUGCUGUAUCAAUUGGGUUCAGCAGUGAGAAACAAUUACGAACUGAGCUAACGGCGUAUAUCAAGAAACAUGGCAAAAGCGAUACCUCGCGUCUCGACACAACUACUUGGGUCACUAUUUUGCUGCUACAUUAUUAUCGUCUAGUUGCUAUUGAUCAUCAAACAGAAUGGCAAGCUCAAUACGAAAUUUCAUAUCGGUGGUUAUGGAGCCAAUUUAAAUGCAAGGAGUCUGUUGAAAAAGAGGCAUUUGCUCUUAUCAGAUCCUUCGUAACGGAAUACUACGAAGUCGAUGAACAAACCCACAAAGAAGAUGUUCAAUUCGUUGGUAAAUUUGAAGAGAAAAGAAAAGCGAUUAGGGAAACACUUGUCAUAUAUAGUGGUAAAUCCACUGCUGAUACUGUCUCUGAAGAAGUUAAGAAGGAACUUGAAAAAGUUACAGAAGAAGAAGCUAUUACGGUAGAAGUUUCUGAGAGACAAGCCAUUGGAAUUCUCAAAAUAAAAAUUGAUCGUGCAAAGGGGCUCCAAAGCGUGAUUACGAGAACUAAGGUUACCCGAGUUAUUGUCCAUAAAUACAUAUCUCAUAUCAAAAAGGAGGAUCAUUUCGUCUUGGACAAUGAUUUUGUCGGACUACAUGGUUACGAAUCUAUCUCUGCCGCAGAAAGCAACUUAAAAGUCUAUUUCACCUCUGAGCACGUUUCCAAGCUUGACACUAAAUUCUUCGCGACUGCUGUCUCUCUCUACUAUCUACGCCUUGUAGCCGUAGAUUAUCAAGAAGACUGGAUAUCCGUUUAUCAUAGGGCUCAUAAAUGGUUGAGUGCACAAAUUAAUGACGCGAAGAUCGAAGCCGAACUUCAUGCAUGUGCGAAGAAAUAUGUAAUCGAAAGAUAUAAAGUUGCCAAAAACGCUCUCGAUAUUGACAUACUAUUUGAGG
This is a messenger RNA of Paraglomus brasilianum, 1417 nucleotides long. The record is from the annotation of a GenBank genome assembly. NCBI's taxonomy places the organism in Eukaryota, Fungi, Glomeromycota, Glomeromycetes, Paraglomerales, Paraglomeraceae.